GCACCAUGUCGGUCAGCGUCCAUGAGACCCGCAAGUCGCGGAGCAGUACAGGCUCCAUGAACGUCACCCUCUUCCACAAGGCCUCCCACCCUGACUGCGUGCUGGCCCACCUCAACACGCUGCGCAAGCACCGCAUGUUCACCGAUGUCACACUCUGGGCGGGCGACCGCGCCUUCCCUUGCCACCGUGCGGUGCUGGCCGCCUCUAGCCGCUACUUUGAGGCUAUGUUCAGCCACGGGCUGCGGGAGAGCCGGGACGACACAGUCAACUUCCAGGACAACCUGCACCCCGAGGUGCUGGAGCUGCUGCUGGACUUCGCAUACUCCUCGCGCAUCGUCAUCAACGAGGAGAAUGCCGAGUCGCUGCUGGAGGCGGGCGACAUGCUGCAGUUCCAUGACGUGCGUGAUGCUGCCGCCGAGUUCCUGGAGAAGAACCUCUUCCCCUCCAACUGCCUGGGCAUGAUGCUGCUGUCAGACGCCCACCAGUGCCGCCGGCUGUACGAGCUGUCCUGGCGCAUGUGCCUGGUGCACUUCGAGACGGUGCGGCAGAGCGAGGACUUCAACAGCCUGUCCAAGGACACGCUGCUGGAUCUCAUCUCGAGCGACGAGCUGGAGACUGAGGACGAGCGGGUGGUCUUUGAGGCCAUCCUGCAGUGGGUGAAGCAUGACCUUGAGCCGCGGAAGGCCCACCUGCCCGAGCUCCUCCGCAGCGUGCGGCUGGCCCUGCUGCCGUCCGACUGCCUGAAGGAGGCCAUCUCCGGAGAGGCCCUCCUCAUGGCAGACGAGCGCACCAAGCUCAUCAUCGAUGAGGCCCUCUGCUGCAAGACUAGGAUCCUGCAGAACGACGGGGUGGUCACCAGCCCCUGUGCCCGGCCGCGCAAGGCAGGCCACACGCUGCUUAUCCUGGGGGGCCAGACCUUCAUGUGCGACAAGAUCUACCAAGUGGACCACAAGGCCAAGGAGAUCAUCCCCAAGGCGGACCUGCCCAGCCCCCGAAAGGAGUUCAGCGCCUCGGCCAUUGGCUGCAAGGUCUACGUGACUGGGGGCCGGGGCUCCGAGAACGGGGUCUCCAAGGACGUCUGGGUGUAUGACACCGUGCAUGAGGAGUGGUCCAAGGCUGCGCCCAUGCUGAUCGCCCGCUUUGGCCACGGCUCAGCUGAGCUGGAGAACUGCCUCUACGUAGUCGGGGGACACACGUCCCUGGCAGGCGUCUUCCCAGCCUCGCCUUCUGUCUCCCUGAAGCAGGUGGAGAAGUACGACCCUGGGGCCAACAAGUGGACCAUGGUGGCCCCACUGAGGGACGGCGUCAGCAAUGCUGCAGUGGUAAGUGCCAAGCUGAAGCUCUUUGUUUUCGGAGGGACCAGCAUCCACCGGGACAUGGUGUCCAAAGUCCAGUGCUACGACCCCUCAGAGAACCGGUGGACAAUCAAGGCCGAGUGCCCGCAGCCGUGGCGGUACACAGCCGCCGCCGUCUUGGGCAGCCAGAUCUUCAUCAUGGGAGGAGAUACGGAAUUCACGGCUGCCUCUGCCUACCGCUUCGACUGCGAGACCAACCAGUGGACGCGGAUCGGGGACAUGACUGCCAAGCGCAUGUCCUGCCAUGCCCUAGCAUCAGGCAACAAGCUCUACGUUGUGGGGGGCUACUUCGGGACCCAGAGGUGUAAGACCCUGGACUGCUAUGACCCCACUUCAGACACGUGGAACUGCAUCACUACGGUACCCUACUCGCUCAUCCCCACAGCCUUCGUCAGCACUUGGAAGCACCUGCCUGCGUGAGGAGCACCUGCAGAGCCCAGUGGGACUCUGCGUGUUUCUCCCUUCGCCAUGGCUGUGGCCCUCACUUUCACAGAGUGGCCUUGACCCUGUCUGCCACAGCCGGAAGCUCAACCGGUCCUGGGACAGCGCCCCAAGUGGCCAGAAGCCCGGCUGCACCAGCUCCAGGGAGCAGCAGCCUUGGGGGCUGUUGUGAGCUUUAGACGAGAGAAAAGGGGCCGUCUCCAGUGUCUUGUGUGCUCCCCAAGUCCUCUUCAGUUUUGCAGUGGUUUGUGGGAAGAAGGACCUUCUAGAGGGCAUGGACUGCCACCAGGACCGCCCCAUGGGCCUCCAGGAGAAGGAUGCACUUGCAGAGCUGUGAGAUACCCGAGUCAGCGGGUCCCUGACUGGGGCUGGCAGGCAGCGCUGCGUGGGCUUCAGGUCCCGCAGCACUGACAGCACAGCCUUCCCUUCCAGGGUUGCCCCGUCAGGUUGUGAUGUCAUCCAGACAGUGCCCCAGGCCUGGGGGAAACAGGAUUCACCAGGGCUGAGAGAAGAAUGUUGCCGAGAAGAAAACCCAAAACAAAUUUCAUAAGGGGCAGAAACCCCACAAGGUGACCUUGGUGACAUCCACAAGGCUUCAUUAGCAAAUGACACCCAGACCCCCAAAGUUAAGAGGGAGAUUUCUUGUGGGCCACUCUCCCAACCCCCAAGUCCCAACCCAUCCACUGAAGUCCUUGUCCAGGAUGCUGCGGCCAGGUGUGGACACAGGUGCUGGUGCCCACUUCCACAGGAGAGCAGGGGGUCACACUUAGCAGACUCAGGCCCCAGGUUGCCCUUGGAGGCUGCCCUGUCACCUCCCUUCUCAGAGCUUACCCUGAGAGGCAGUCAUGACCCCAGGACCACCCCUGUCAACAACACUGGGUGCUCCUUCCCAGGAAAUUAUGGUCCCAUUCUCCCAGACUAGGAGCAGCUCUGAGCUGGGGGCAGCAGAGGGACUCCAGGGCGCCCACUGCAGAGCCCGCUGGGGCUGGAUGGACAGUGACGGGGCCUCUGGCAUCCUGGCCUUGCAGCUGGGAGACCUGGAUCUGGCCCGUUUGCUCCCCGAGCUCAAAAAGUAAGAGUGGAGACAAGAGGAUUGCCAGAUGCUGUUCAUUGCCGUCACCUGCCAAGUCCCUGGGCCCUCACCAGUGUGUCCCCAGCAUCUGGGUAGUGGAGAGAUCAGCUUCCGCCAGGGCCGUCCUAACACCUGUGUUAGUUUCUAGGCUCAUCCCUUGCUUACCCAACCUGCCAUUUGAGGGGAGGGGGCUCGGUGCCAUGGCCAGGGGCUUCCCAGGCCACCUGGCAUUUGCUUGGUGCUGCUUGGCUGGUUCAGGAUGGGGGCUCAUAGUGGGCUACACUGUUGAUAAAGAUUUGGGGCCACAUUUCAAACCAGCUAAUCAGCUGUGAGUGCCCCCACACCUUGGCACCGGUGCUGGUCCUAUGGGCUUCUCUUGGGGAGUGGGACCUUUGGGCUGGCUUUGCCCACUGAUAUGUUCCAUCCGUAGGGCACCAGCUGCACAUGCCUCUUUGGAAACAGCCAAAAGCAGGAGGUGCGUCCGGGCUCCUGGGACCCCACACACCUCGCCCAUAUUGGAGGCUGGCCUCCUUCACUCUGAGAUCCGUCUCAGCCUCUGGUCCUGGUUCUGCUGGAGAAGUCUGGAGGCAGGCUGGUGGCGGAAGCUGUGGGCCUGCGGUGAGGGCCCUGCAACCCUGUGGGGUUGCUUCGUUGACAUAAAGCACACUUGUAGCACAAAGGACCUAGCCAUGGUGCUUUCCCCAAAAGUUGUAACUUUAAAUAAAGAGUUGAGAAAAUUC
Galeopterus variegatus (Sunda flying lemur) is the source of this 3608-nucleotide messenger RNA. RefSeq names its product kelch-like family member 25 (gene KLHL25). Gene Ontology annotation, molecular function: protein binding. The record is from RefSeq and is a predicted model, not a curated record. NCBI's taxonomy places the organism in Eukaryota, Metazoa, Chordata, Mammalia, Dermoptera, Cynocephalidae. The coding region runs from base 6 to 1775 and encodes 589 amino acids. The transcript has 2 exons.